CUUGACUCUAUGGAUUUACUCUGUCCUUUUUCUCUAUUUUUGUCAUUCAUCCCCACCAAGGAGUCCCCAGAUGUCGGGUGAGGAGGGGGCCUGAAACUUCUGCUUUCUGGAGGAAAGGUUACAAGUGACGAAGAGAAAGAGCAGCUGAAGGAGCAACUCUGUUAAAUAGGGUCUUUUGCCUUUUGGAAAAUGCAUUUGCUGCACUCCUUGGCAAGUCCCUCAGAAAGAACAGAACGUGUUUUCUCCCAGAAAUGAACACAUCCUCUCAACUGUAUGUUUCUGAACUAAACCUGAGUGCCUUUGGCAACAACUUUACUGUGCCAACUGUCAAGAGCAAGUCAUCACCAUGUGAGCAAGUGGUCAUUGCAGCUGAGGUGUUCCUAACUCUGGGCAUUGUAAGCCUCCUUGAAAAUAUCUUAGUUAUAUGUGCAAUAGUUAAGAACAAGAACUUGCAUUCACCCAUGUAUUUUUUUGUUUGCAGUUUAGCAGUGGCUGACAUGCUGGUUAGUGUUUCUAAUGCUUGGGAGACAAUAACGAUAUACUUAAUAAACAAUAGGCACAUAAUUAUGGAAGAUGCCUUUGUCCGUCACAUAGACAAUGUCUUUGAUUCAAUGAUUUGCAUAUCUGUGGUAGCUUCCAUGUGCAGCUUGCUGGCUAUAGCUGUGGACAGGUAUAUUACUAUCUUCUAUGCCCUGCGUUAUCACAACAUCAUGACAGUGAAAAGAUCAGGGCUUAUUAUUGCAUGCAUCUGGACCUUCUGCACAGGCUGUGGCAUUAUCUUCAUUCUUUAUUAUGAAUCAACUUACGUGAUCAUUUGUCUAAUCACUAUGUUUUUUACCAUGUUGUUCCUCAUGAUCUCCCUGUACAUCCAUAUGUUCCUCCUGGCUCGUACUCAUGUCAAGAAAAUAGCUGCUUUGCCUGGGUACAACUCUGUCCGUCAAAGAACCAGCAUGAAAGGAGCCAUCACUCUGACUAUGCUGCUUGGUAUCUUCAUUGUUUGCUGGGCUCCAUUCUUCCUCCAUCUCAUCCUGAUGAUCUCCUGCCCCCAAAACCUCUACUGUGUUUGCUUCAUGUCUCACUUCAACAUGUACCUCAUUCUCAUUAUGUGCAACUCAGUGAUUGAUCCCUUGAUCUAUGCCUUUCGUAGCCAGGAAAUGAGGAAGACCUUCAAAGAGAUAAUUUGUUGCUAUAGUCUGAGAACAGUCUGUGGUUUUUCAAACAAGUAUUGA
Molecule: messenger RNA, 1229 nt
Organism: Chaetura pelagica (chimney swift)
Lineage: Eukaryota; Metazoa; Chordata; Aves; Apodiformes; Apodidae
Gene: MC5R
Product: melanocortin 5 receptor
Exons: 2
Coding region: 252-1229 (325 amino acids)
Biological process (GO): G protein-coupled receptor signaling pathway
Cellular component (GO): membrane
Molecular function (GO): melanocortin receptor activity
Source: RefSeq, a predicted model, not a curated record